Molecule: messenger RNA, 4050 nt
Organism: Dendrobium catenatum
Lineage: Eukaryota; Viridiplantae; Streptophyta; Magnoliopsida; Asparagales; Orchidaceae
Product: squamosa promoter-binding-like protein 1
Exons: 10
Coding region: 892-3825 (977 amino acids)
Cellular component (GO): nucleus
Molecular function (GO): DNA binding
Source: RefSeq, a predicted model, not a curated record
CGAAGUUUCUCUAACUCUUGGACCGUAAAGCGUAGUAUCGUACCAUAUUAGAAUCUGUCACUGCUUUCGCUCUCCUUCCUUCUCACACCGCAUCUAUUUCUCCGAAGAACCAUUUUAUUAUUCACGUGUCUCCCUUCCAUUAAUUCUUCCUCAGCUCCCACUUCGAGUUUCUCCGGCGGGAGAGGGGGCGGCGGUUCUUCCGUCGGAGAUAUCGAUCGCGGCAGGGCGUUGUUCUGAUUGGGGAGUCUGAAGUGGGGAUUAUGGAUUUGCUCUUUUGUUGUGCUCUGUUCUAGGUAUGGGACGUUGUCGUGGUUAGUUUGUUUUAAUUACGUAGCUUGGGAGUGGAAAUUCUCGUAGGGAUUCAGGUCUCAAUGAUUUAUAGCUUGAGUUUCGCGCUUGUCUCGCGUUGCUGAGAUUCCGAGCUGGUUGUUUAUCUAAUUGGUAUUUGCGUUGGGGUGUUUUGACAAUUUGUAACGAUCGAGCUUUGAAACGAUCUUCGGUGAGGCUAGGUUUUUGACCCUUUGUAUCUUGGUUUGUUCUCUGUUAUUUUGUGUUUAGGAGAGACAUUUAUUUGGAGUCUAGAGUCAGCUGUUGUGGGCUAGGGUUACAUUUGCUUGAUUUUGGCGGUCUUGAACUCUGUAGUCUUUGUGGGGUUUGCUGGGAGGUUUGUUUUGGACAUGUGGAUUUCUUUUGUGUGGAUUCACGGAUGCGACGGCGUUUUGAUUAUGGAUUUCUGGGGACGAAGUGAGGCGGAUUAGGAUUUGUUUACCUCUACGGUUUUGGUUGUGCCCGUAAUUUGCGGGCGCCGGCCUGUUUGAACUUUACGAAUUGGUGGGGUUCUGAUUUUCCGUCCAAGCGCUUCGUGUGUGUUUUGGAUAGGUGGAGGCUGACAUGGGCGGGGAUAUCCAUCAAAUUUUCUCUACCGAUUCUUCAAGAGGACAGAAACAGAAGACUCAGGAAUGGGAUUUAAAUGAGUGGACAUGGGAUGGAGAAGGUUUUGUGGCUGUUCCUGUGAACCCCAGACCUUUAGAUUGCAACAAGCAGCCAUGCCAUGAUGUGUGUGUUUCAAACACCUCAUUGACUGGCUCUGAUGAGUGUAACUAUAGAAUCAUUGGGAAAGGACUAGGUGAAGCGGACAAGCGGAGACGGAUUUUGGUUGUUGAAGAUGAUAAGCAAUGUGAUGAAGUUGGGUCUCUUACUUUAAAGCUUGGCGGUCAGAUAUAUCCAAUUAUGGAAGAUGAUCUGGAUGUUGGAGGAAUGAAAAAUGGUAAGAGGGGCCUGGAGCAGGCUAGCAAUUUAAACCAUCCUAAGUGUCAGGUGGAGGGCUGUGAUGCUGAUUUGAGCCAAUGCAAAGACUACCAUAGGCGUCAUAAAGUGUGCGAGGUGCAUGCUAAGGCUAGCAGUGCAGUAAUUGGGAAUAUUAUACAGCGUUUUUGUCAACAAUGCAGUAGAUUUCACCUCCUUCAAGAGUUUGAUGAAGGGAAAAGAAGUUGUCGUCGACGUUUGGCAGACCAUAAUAAAAAAAGGAGGAAAAAUACUUCCGACAUUUCUCCAAGUGGGAGUUCUGCAGUUGAUAAUCAGUCAACUAACCAUUUAUUGAUAAGCUUAUUGAGAAUUGUCGCUAAUUUAACAUCUGAUAAAUCUCAACUGUCAAAAGAUAGUGAGCUAUUGUGGAACCUUUUGAGAAAUAUUGCCUCUUUGGCUAGUUCAUCUGAUGCAAAUAAGAGUUCUAGUCUCCAAGCAUCUCAUGAUCUUCAGAAAGUUGGGACAUCUGCUAGGAUAUCAGGACAGGCUACUGAUGCUCGACUUUCAGGUGUUGUCCCUCUGACAGAGAAUCUCAAGCAAUCAUGUUCACCUGCCAAAACAAAAUGUGCUCCGACCAUGGCUACUAAUAGUUAUGUAUCAGUUUCUGCUGCUUCAAGAGAGAUGAAUUUUCAGCAUAAUACUUUAUCCCCAUUGCAGCACAUGCUACCUGGUGCAUAUAACGUUGAGGGUGAAAGGACAAAGGGAUUUGACUUAAAUGCUACAUUUGUUGAUGAACAUGAUGGUGAAUUAGGAUGUGAGAGAUUAGCAAAACAAGCAACUCUUGUGAUCGGUUCUUCUGGUUGUCCUCCAUGGAUGGUUAAAAAUUGUCACCAGUUAUGCCCACCCCAAAUAAGUGGGAAUACAGAAUCAACAUCAACCCGAUCACCUUCAAGUUCAAAUGGGGAUGCUCAGAGCCGUACAGACAGAAUUGUGUUCAAACUAUUCGGAAAACACCCUAAUGAUUUUCCUCUUGCUUUGCGAGCACAGAUUGUUGACUGGUUAUCUCAUAGUCCUACGGAUAUGGAGAGUUAUAUCAGACCUGGAUGCAUCAUUCUUACAGUUUAUCUUCGUCUUAGCUUGUCUGCAUGGGAUGAGCUGUGUCAUGAUCUUGGUUCUAGCCUGAAUAGGCUACUUUGUCUAUCAGCUGAUAAUUUUUGGCAAACGGGAUGGGUGUAUGCUAGGCUGCAACAUCACGUAGCAUUAAUAUACAACGGUCAGGUUGUGUUGAACAAGACUUUGGUCGUGGAGAGAACUAGUUACUGUAAGAUUCUUAGUGUCACACCCAUUGCAGCUCCUCCUUCUUCAAGGGUUACCUUUAAAGUCAAAGGUUCUAAUCUUGUUCGACCUACCACAAGAUUAUUCUGUGCAUUUGAAGGGAGAUAUCUCAUCCAAGAGAUGGACAAACAUUCUGUCAACUGUUCUAACAAUGGAAGCAGACAUGAACAAUUCCAAUCUCUUAGCUUUUCUUGUUACCUUUCUGAUGCAAUCGGGCGAGGAUUUAUUGAGGUUGAAGAUGCUGGUCUAAGCAGUGGGUUCUUCCCCUUCAUAGUCGCAGAAGAAGAUAUAUGUACUGAGAUAAGAAUGCUAGAGAGUUCAAUGGAUGUUGCCUCUUGUGAUGAAGUUUUGGAGGAAAAAUUAGUGGCCGUAAGAAAUCUGGGUCUGAAUUUUUUACAUGAGAUGGGAUGGCUACUUCGGAGGAGUCAGUUAAGGUCUAGAUCAGAAUCCGAGAAUCAUUGCUCAGAAGUUUUUUCCCUUCCACGUUUCAGAUGGAUUUUGAGAUUUUCAAUGGAUCGUGACUGGUCUGCUAUUGUCAAAAAGCUCCUAGACUUUUUGUUCGACGGAAUCAUAGAUUUAGAAGGGGUUUCUCCUACUAAGAUUGCUUUGUCAGAAAAUCUGCUCCACUAUGCUGUUCAAAGAAACUCUAAGUUAACAGUAAAGCUCUUAUUGAGAUACAGACCUUGCAAAAAUUCAGAUAGGGCCAUUGAGAACUUAUUUAGACCGGACAUGCCUGGUCCCUCCAAUAUAACGCCACUUCAUGUUGCAGCCAGUAGUAUUUAUGCAGAAAGCAUGUUGGAUUUACUAACCGAUGAUCCAGGACAGUUUGGAGUCAAAGCAUGGAAGACCGCCCGUGACAGCACCGGCUUCACUCCCGAAGACUACGCAUUCGCCCGCGGCCAUGAAUCUUACCUAACACUGAUGCAGACAAAACUCAAAAAGCUCACAGAAAAAACUGAUGUGGCCGUCAACAUGCCUUAUAAACCAUCUGGAAAAUUCAAGUCUGAGAAACUAUCUUCCCUUGAGAUCGACAAGAGCAAAUCAAAAUCCUGUAAGCUAUGUGAACGCCCUAUGGCUUACCGCAGCUCAGUGGGAAGCUCUUUAUUGUAUCGGCCAAUGCUGCUUUCUAUGGUGGGCAUUGCUGCAGUUUGCGUUUGUGUGGCUCUUAUAUUCAAAGGACCUCCAGAAGUUCUUUUUGUCUACCCUCCGUUCAGGUGGGAGUUAUUAGAGUAUGGAUAUAUGUGAGGAGUUUAGUGUUCGGCUCGAACGGUUUUGUUGCAGAUUAGUAUUGAGUUGGGGGGUAUAGUGGUCAUUUCGAGUUAGCAAUAUAUUCUUAUAUUCUUUUGAUUAUGAGAUUAUAUUGGAGGUGUCAAUUAGCUUAGUUGUAAAGAUCUUGGAAGUUGUUGUUAAGACCCUGGCUGGGACUGACUUAUGUCCAUAUCAAAGUUGUAAUUUAGUACUUUUUGAUGA